GAGAGAGCAGAGGAAGACACCUGUAUCAAAUCCAACAAAAUGUUAGACCUUCAAGGAUUGCUGGCAAAGGCAGGAGAGAGGAGAUUGUGAUAACAAGACUAAGGAUCAGACACAGUGCCUUAAACAAAAUGUUAAAAAUAAUAGGGAAGCAUAACUCUGGUUUGUGUGAGGAGUGUCAGGAGGAGGAAUCAGUAGAGCAUGUAAUUCUGAGGUGCAGGAGGUAUGAAACACAGAGGGAGAUGAUGAGGAGGGGGCUGGUGGAUGCAGGAGUGAAGGAAAUAUCACUAAAAGGAUUGUUGGACAUGAGUGACAGGUCUCAGCAAAGGGUGCUAUUAGAAUUUUUAAGGAGUACGGGGUUGUUUAAUAGGAUUUGAGGAGUCAGGAUGAGGAGUCAGUGAAGUAGGUUUGUUGUAUAGGUGUGUAUACUUGUAUAUGGGUUGAGCAGAGCCAAAAAUCCGUAAUGAUAGGGGGCGGUAAUGCACCAAAAUGAUGGAUGCCAACCGCCGUAAAAUCCGAAGAAGAAGAAGAAGAAGAAGAAGAAGAAGAAGAAGAAACCGGAAAGCAGUACCCAUCACUUCCGCUUGUCGGAGAGGGCGGGAAGUACAACUCCACCGUAAGUUUCCACCGCUUCCCAAAGGAUGAAACCUUAAGAAAGAUAUGGAUACGUAACGUGAGACGUGAGAAUUUGGUGAUUAAGAGGAGCAGGGCAGUCUGUAGUAGACAUUUCGUCUCCACGGAUGUAAUUCAACGUGGGCGACGACGCCUGAAAGAGGGGGCUGUACCUGUGUUGUUUGCCUGGAACGACUACUCUCUGGAGAGAACAAAACAACCAGAGGGUGAAUUAAUUGAAGAGGAUGAGAUGGACGUUGGACUGUUGCUUCAGUGUCACGAUUACGAUGCAAAACCAGAACCAUCAGCUUUGGAUACAGCAUGUGAGAAAAUAGAGGCCCAGCAGCUGUUGAUAGAGGAGCUGCAGAAGACACUGGCUGAGGUCACACUGAAGCAGUCGUUUGGUUUGGAGAGGUUUUCAGCAUCGGAUGAUGACAUCAGAUUCUAUACCAGAUUUGCCAGCUACCGCCAUCUACAGGCAUUCUGGAGACAGAUUGAGCCUGCAACGUGGAGAAUCGUGCCUGUUGGUACGUCAUCUACUUCCAGCACAACAGCAGCUCCUGACAAGGCCGCUGAUCCACCUCGUCCACCGAGCCGAUGCCUUCCACUGAUUGAUGAACUGUUCCUGUUCUUGGUGUACCUAUCGCUGGGUCUGAAGGAGAAAGAUCUGAGUGAUCGUUUCAACAUUCAUCAGUCCACCGUCAGCAGGAUAAUCAAAACUUGGGUACAUUUUUUGUACACAUUCAUGGGCGCCAUUGGGAUAUGGAUGUCUCCUGAAGCAAUUAGAGCCACGAUGCCGAGUGUGUUCAGCAAGUACCCUGACACCCAGGUGCUCAUUGACUGCACAGAGAUGAGAUGUCAGAUGCCUUCAUCUUUGCUCUCACAGAGUGAGAUGUUUUCACAGUAUAAAUCCCACACUACCCUGAAAGGAAUGAUAGGUGUGUCACCACAUGGUGCUGUUACUUUUGUUUCCUCAUUGUAUUCUGGCUCUAUCAGUGACAAAGAAUUGUUCAGGCAAUCUGGCAUUAUCCCUCUUUUGGAUAAAGAUAUGGCUGUAAUGGUGGACAAGGGAUUUGGAAUUGAUGACCUAGAGCCCUGCAAAGUUUACAGACUGUCUCAUGAAGUGCUGUUCACUCAGGACAUUGCACGGUUAAGGAUACAUGUGGAGAGGACAAUCAGGCGCAUCAAAGAGAACAAACUGUUUGACACUAUUAUUCCUCUGACCAUUGCUGGCAGUAUCAACCAGCUUUUUGCGGUAGCCUGCCUCCUAACAAACUAUCAAAACAAGCCACUGGUCAAGGCUUGGGCCAAAGAACUGACUAUGUGUUAACCUCAUUGAGCUAGCCUCUCUGGAUAUUUGUGGCACUGAAUGGCCUGUGAUAUUAUUCAGAGUUGACUCUGACUCUUAUCAGCUGUUCUGAAACCGAAAACUCUGAGUGUCCCAUCUCAGGGUUCAUCAACUCAGAGUUCAGGGUUAUACUCAGGGUUUUUCUGAACCUGCUUUCUGAAACAGGCCCCUGCUCGUCAAACUGAUAAUGAGCCUCCCUCAAUUGUCAGUUUGUCCCUCUGUGUGAUAAACAAUAACACUACACAAAAAUGUUAGCAAGCACUAGAUUCUUUGAUGUUGCAGAUUUGAUACAGAUUCUACAUCUUGACUUUGUGGUUAAUUUUUAUGAGUGGUUUAAUUUAUCAAAUUGCCAACUGUUUUCAU
This is a messenger RNA of Epinephelus lanceolatus (giant grouper), 2320 nucleotides long. Lineage: Eukaryota; Metazoa; Chordata; Actinopteri; Perciformes; Serranidae. The record is from RefSeq and is a predicted model, not a curated record.